Talaromyces proteolyticus is the source of this 1638-nucleotide messenger RNA. Its product is annotated as putative maltose permease. The record is from RefSeq and is a predicted model, not a curated record. Gene Ontology annotation, molecular function: carbohydrate:proton symporter activity. The transcript has a single exon. Gene Ontology annotation, cellular component: membrane. Gene Ontology annotation, biological process: transmembrane transport; carbohydrate transport. NCBI's taxonomy places the organism in Eukaryota, Fungi, Ascomycota, Eurotiomycetes, Eurotiales, Trichocomaceae. Bases 1 to 1638 code for a protein of 545 amino acids.
AUGAGCAGUGAAAAGGCUACCACGGUGGCAGGCGACCACAUCGAGGUCGCCGCGGCCGCUCGCAUCGACGAUGCGACCUACGACUUGGUUAGCACGACAGAAGACGCUCGUUUGGCCAUCGAAGCGGAGCAUCAACUAAAGUUACUUCCCGCCAUUCGAAAGCAUUAUAAAGCAUGUUUUUGGUCCAUGGUCAUAUCCCUAACAAUCAUUAUGGAUGGCUAUGAUGGAGCACUCCUCGGCUCGCUCUCCGCGUUUCCCUCAUUCAGGAGCCACUUUGGCGUAUUCCUGAAUUCCAAAUCUGGUUACCAGAUUCCUGCCCACUGGCAACUGGCAUUGGGCUGCUCGAGUUCCGUUGGUAAUAUCGUUGGUAUUUACCUGGGAGCUAUAACAACCGAUCGCUUGGGCUAUAAGCGAUCACUUCUGCUUUGGAUGGCGUGGUUAACAGGCUGUAUAUUUAUUUCCUUUUUCGCCACGCAUAUCUCAGUCAUUUUUACUGGAGAACUUCUCUGCGGUAUGUCCUGGGGCGUAUUUGCCACUAUGGCUCCACCAUACGCUGCUGAAGUGUGCCCCGUCGUCUUGCGAGGCCUAGUGGAAGUUUGGAUCGUGAUGUGCUGGGGAAUUGGACAACUUCUAUCCUAUUCCGUUCUCCUUACCCUCAAUACUGACAACUCUAACUGGGGUUGGCGGAUCCCAUUCGCUGUGCAGUGGGUUUGGCCUGUCAUUAUUGUCCCCCUAGUACUCUUCGCUCCAGAGUCACCAUGGUGGCUUAUUCGGAAAGGCGAUCGUGUUGCCGCCGAAAAAGUGGUCAAACGUCUUAGCUCCAGAGACACUUCUGAUGACGAGAUACGUCGCACUGUAGCUCUUAUGAUCGAAACAAAUCAUAUAGAGAAAAACAUGGACGAAGGAAUCAGUUUCCUAGACUGCUUUCGUAACUCCAAUUUAUGGCGAACAGAAAUUUCUUGUAUAGCUUGGGCUGCCCAAUUAUGGUGCGGAUUUGUCAUCGCUUCUUAUUCGACCUAUUUCUACGAGCUUGCUGGUCUUAAAUCCUCGGAUGCUUAUAAGAUGAGUGUAGGCCAAGGUGGCCUUCAUAUUUUCUUCAAUAUCCUCUCGAUUCCACUAGUCUCUAAGGUCGGCCGUCGUCAUUUGUAUAUUGCAGGUCUAACUGGCAUGAGUCUAAUGAUGUUUUUGAUUGGAUUUGUGGCGUUGGCACCGGAAUCUACUGCUGUUGGAUAUGCCUCCUCAGUGCUCUAUUUAUUAUGGAAUUGCAUCUAUGAGCUCACUAUCGGCCCGGCAGCUUAUAUUCUUGUCAGUGAAGUCUCAUCUACACGACUUCGCGGUAAGACCGUCGCACUUGCCAGAAAUGCAUAUAAUUUAUCGCUUUUGAUCAAUUAUUUUGUCGGUCCUUAUAUCCUUAAUCCUACCGAAGGCAACUGGAAGGGCAAAACUGGGUUCCUUACUGGCGGCAUCAAUAUUCUGUUCUUGAUUUGGUCAUUUCUCAGGCUCCCGGAAACUAAAGGCCGCACUUUCGCGGAGCUAGAUAUCCUCUUUUCGAAGAGGGAACUCAAAGCGAGGGACUUUGCAUCGUACAAUGUGGAUAUCACAGAACAUGCUAUUGAGAAAUCAUUUACAGCUGAAUGA